UUCCCUUUUUUCCCCACUCACUUGGACCCAGUAGCCUAAUGAUCCUUAACUAAUCCUAAAAUAGCCGACAGCCUUCUCCUCUUCUUACAGCUGCUAUUUGGGGAAAGAUAGCAGUCUCUGGGGAAAAAAACGACACAAAACUUCAAGAGCUAGUUUUAUACUAUUGGAAACACUUGACUUUUAAAAGUUCGGUAAAGCUCAAAUAAUAGAAUAAAAACGCUGAAAAGAAUCGCGCGAAUCGAAAGUACAAGAAGGCCGCAGAGGGAAAAGUUAGGAUCCGCGUCAUCGCCUGCGCGACUGAACCGACCUGCGAGCCACCGGGAGAGGAAUAUUAGCAUGGCCCGUCCCGCAGAUCUGGAGCACUAUAAGGCCGCUAUGGUGCUGAGCGGAGUUGGGGAUGCUCUGGGUUACAGGAAUCAGUUGUGGGAAUACAACGAGUCUGGUCCAGCCAUCCAUCAGGAACUACAGGAGCUUGGAGGACUAAAAAACAUCACAGUUCAACUUCCUGAUUGGCCAGUCAGUGAUGAUACAGUCCUCCACCUGGCUACCGCUGAAGCUUUAGCCACAGGAAAGGAAGGAGAGGACCUGCUUCAUGAGGUGGCAUCUCGUUAUGUGGAGGGUAUGAAAGACAUGGAGGGGAGGAAACCGGGACCAUCGAGCAUCCUAGGUGUGUCUCAGUUACGUCCAGGUACCGAAGGGGGCUACAGAAUAGCUUACAAUCCAGAAGGAACAGGAUGUGGCGCUGCCAUGAGAUCCAUGUGCAUCGGUUUGAGAUACCCUCGACCGGAGCAACUCUCCUCUUUGGUCAGAGUCGCCAUGGAGACUGGCAGAAUGACCCACACUCAUCCAACUGGAUUCCUUGGUGCUGUUGCUUCUGCACUGUUCACAGCGUAUGCCAUUCAGCGCCGUCCUAUUACAACGUGGGGUCUGGGUUUAGUCAAGGAGGCCUGUCCAAUAGCAAAGGAGCUGGUAAGGUUGGCAGGAUACGCUAUUCCUGAGACAGAAAGAGACUGGGGUUACUUCACGGAGAAAUGGGAAUGGUAUCUUGAAUUGAGGGGUUUGUCAUUAGGAACUGGUCCAGUGGUGUUUCCUGCGCGAUAUGGACCGGCUGAACGUGACGAGGCAUAUAAGAGCUUCAGUCUUUCUGGAUGGGCAGGGCGAAGUGGUCACGAUGCACCUAUGAUAGCUCUGGAUGCUCUACUGGGGGCGGGGUCAAACUGGGAGGAGUUAAUGAGCCGUGCGGGUUUUCAUGGAGGAGACAGCGACAGUACAGCGGUUAUAGCGUGUUGUUGUUGGGGUCUAAUGUACGGGAUGGACGGAGUGCCUGAGUGUAAUUUCACCAACCUAGAGUACAGGGACAGGCUGGAGAACAGCGCUGAGAAACUUUACUCACUAUCACACUAAACAUGUGUUAUGCCAUUGACUGAUAAGACAAAAUGGCAAAUCGAUAACUUAAAACGGAAACUGACUUAACCACAUAGUUAUCAGCACAUAUAUCAUGUGCUGAUAACCAUGUUAUCAGCACAUGAAUGAAUAGAAACAUAUGGGAUAUCCUAUAGCUUGCUGGCUAGGAAAUCCUAGCUAGCAAACUACACACAUCAUAUUUAUCAGUUUAUGUUAAAUUGUGUUAAAUAGUUGUAUGUAAAUUAUUUAAACUAGUUAAAAAUCAUAACCUGCUAAUAAAUUGUGUUUUUAUUAACUUCU
Messenger RNA from Tachysurus fulvidraco (yellow catfish), 1704 nucleotides. RefSeq names its product ADP-ribosylhydrolase ARH1-like. Bases 337 to 1404 code for a protein of 355 amino acids. Gene Ontology annotation, biological process: protein de-ADP-ribosylation. The record is from RefSeq and is a predicted model, not a curated record. Lineage: Eukaryota; Metazoa; Chordata; Actinopteri; Siluriformes; Bagridae. The transcript has 8 exons. Gene Ontology annotation, molecular function: ADP-ribosylarginine-[protein] hydrolase activity; magnesium ion binding.